This is a messenger RNA of Hevea brasiliensis (rubber tree), 1640 nucleotides long. Its product is annotated as F-box/kelch-repeat protein At3g23880. Gene Ontology annotation, molecular function: protein binding. Lineage: Eukaryota; Viridiplantae; Streptophyta; Magnoliopsida; Malpighiales; Euphorbiaceae. The transcript has a single exon. Bases 230 to 1396 code for a protein of 388 amino acids. The record is from RefSeq and is a predicted model, not a curated record.
UAACCUCAGGCUCAAAUAUGAAAUCUUUCCAAGCCCACCUCAUCGUCAAUCUAGACCAAACCUACUUGCUACUCGGAUACCUGUCAAUGGGUUAACUUCAUUUUCUUUAAAUUCGUCAGUCCAUGUUAUCCUCAAAAAGGGCAUCAUUUCGUUUCGUCAAAGCCUCCAGGAGCAAGCAAGCCUACAGCACUGUUAGAAUUAGAAACCCUCUCCCUCUCAUCGAUUCGACAUGGCGGUGGCAGCCAAGUAUCUUCCUUCUGAUGUUGUUUCGGACAUCCUCUCCAGAUUGCCGCUGAAAUCUCUGGUCAGAUUCAGGUGUGUAUCGAAGCCUUGGCUUCAAUUUAUCACCCACUCUAGAUUCCCUUUCUGGCUACUCUAUCGCCAUCUCUCCUGCGAUCCUCUUUCACACUGCCCCCAUAACCAGAGCAGUCUCAUUCUAUCUUAUAAUAAACGCACAGAAGUUGAAGGAUCAGAGUCUAAAUUGUAUUCUUUUGGUGGUGGGUAUCAAGAAGAUGCUUUCAGUGUGGCUGUGGAGACUGAUUUUCCUCUGAUCAGAGGAAAAUCUUUCGAGAUCAAGACUGGUUGCUGCCACGGCAUGCUCUGUUUAUCCAUUGAAGAUGAUGAUACCCUUGUUUUGUGGAAUCCAUCUAUUGGAGACUUUAGGACAUUACCCCUCACUGAAGAGGUAGGUAUCUGUGGGGGAGUAUGUGGGCUCGGCUUCGAUUCGAGCAUGGAUGAUUAUAAAGUGGUGAGUUUGUGUGAAAAACAGGUUCAUGUUUUUUCAGUGAAAAGGAACUUGUGGAGAAAUCUUGGAGAGUUAGCUUACUCUCUUUUCUAUGAGGGGGUUCCUGCAAAUGGAUGUCUUUAUUGGGCUGCUAGUAAGUCCCACAAAUUCGCAGACCGAAUUUUAUGUCUCAAUCUAUCGGACGAAACAUUUAGGGAGGUUCCUCCUCCUCCUUUUGAUCCAUCCAAUUCUCGACCUAUUUGGUUUCAAGAAGAGGAGGACUUCUUUGUAGUGGCUGAAUUGAACUUGCUGCUUUGGGGGAAUUCGCUUUGUGUGUUUCGCCAGUAUGACCAAACGCUGUGGGUAAUGAAGGAAGAGAAAGAAGAAAAUGGUGGGGUGAGAGUAAUUUGGAAAAAAAUGAUGACCAUCCCCAAAAUCUCAAAUCAAGAGCCUAAUUAUCGAGUUUAUUAUCGCUUGAAUCCAAAAUGCUUCACCAAAACUGGUAAACUUGUGGUCUCUGUAAGACGCAAGUGGUUUGUAAUGUAUGAUGGAAACAAAUAUCAGGACCUUCAUAUUCAAGGACUCGGAGAUGGCCGCUAUCAGAAGGCUAUUGUCUACACUGAAAGCCUAAUUUCACCUGGCAGCAUUCGUGGGAUGAAUGAUAUAGACUAAGCUUUGCAGCCUGCAGGGUACUAUUAUAGUUUUCAAUGUAAAAACUACAUAGAUUCUAUUGAUGUCCAUUGUCUUUGACGAUUAUAGGAGUUUUAUAUUAUGUUUCCCUUUGACUUGGAGUUUUGAAGAUGCAAAAAUUGACAUACUGUUGGAAAUGUCAUAGGAUUUUUGAUGUUUUUAUCUUCAUCUCCACCUUUACUGUUAUUGUACCUUUCCAAUGUAAGAUCCUAGUUUCUGGUGCUUA